AUGAAACGAACAAUAGCACAAGUCAGCCUCGUGCUGAUUUCGAUGGUCUGCGUGGUAGCAUCCUAUUACACAUCGCCUCCCACUUAUCCUUCACCGCUGGGAUCUGGCAAAGGCAUCUGGGCCAGCGCCUAUGCUAGUGCUCAUGAUUUGGUGGGCCAGAUGACACUUGAGGAAAAGGUUAACAUCACACGAGGCUUCACUGUCGCUGAUAACAUAUGCGCCGGAAAUACGGGUACUGUUCCCCGACUUGGCUGGCCUGGCAUGUGUCUCCACGACGCUGGAAAUGGGGUUCGGGCCACCGACAUGGUCAGCUCCUAUCCCUCUGCCAUUCAUUCAGGCGCCAGCUGGGACAAGAAUCUGACCUACGAACGCGGGUUUUACAUGGGAAAGGAAUUCAAGGCCAAGGGAGUCAAUGUCAUGCUCGGACCAAACGCUGGUCCAUUAGGCAGGUCACCACUCGCAGGACGGAAUUUUGAAGGCUUCUCGGUUGACCCCUACCUGUCGGGUCGACUCAACGCCGAGACAAUCGCAGGCUCCCAGGACGCCGGCGUCAUUGCCAUGAUCAAGCACUUCAUCGCCAACGAACAGGAGACUUACAGGCGACCAUAUUUUGGCGUCGAAGCUGCUUCUUCCAACAUUGACGACAAGACACUGCAUGAGUUCUACAUGUGGCCGUUCAUGGAUGCUGUCAAGGCGGGUGUGGCAUCAGCUAUGUGCUCGUAUAAUCGAGUGAACAACACGUAUGCCUGUGAAAAUAGCAAGCUGAUGAAUGGUCUUUUAAAAACAGAGCUAGCCUUCCAAGGGUUCAUUCUAUUAGACUGGAAUGCGCAGCAUGACCUCAACUCGGCAAACGCCGGUUUGGACAUGCUCAUGCCAGGAGGUGGCAGCUGGGGCAAUAACUUAACCGCAGCAGUUUCGAACGGCACCGUUGACGAGUCUCGAGUCACGGACAUGGCCACCCGUAUCAUUGCGGCAUGGUAUCUUGUCCAACAGAACGGUACCAAUUUCCCCGAGCCGGGAGUUGGUAUGAAAAAUCUCACACUACCACACGAACCUAUUGAUGCACGAGUACCGGACUCUAGACCAAUCCUACUCGAAGGCGCCAUAGCAGGCCAUGUGCUUGUGAAGAACGACAAUAACUCAUUGCCAUUCAAAGGAAAGCCAAAAAUGCUCUCUAUUUUCGGCUACGACGCCACAGUCCCAAGAACGAAAAACACCGAUACUGUCUUCCAGCUCGGUUACCUUUCAUCGCCAGAGAUGGCACAGGCCGUGUUGGGCACAGAACGGCAUUUCGACCAGGCGGCAAAAGGCGGUACUAUAGUCGUAGGAGGACGAGCUGGUGCCAAUGCACCAAGUUAUAUAAUUGACCCAUUAAGCGCGAUUCAACAAAGAGCGGCGGCUGAUGGCACGUGGGUAAACUGGGAUCUCGACUCGCCCAAUCCUGGAAUCAACGCAGCAUCUGACGCAUGCCUGGUUUUUAUCAAUGCCAUAUCGACAGAAGGCUGGGACAGGGACGGGUUGCGUGAUGACUUCAGCGAUGGGCUGAUAUUAAACGUGGCUUCGAAAUGCUCCAACACCAUAGUGGUGAUUCACACAGUCGGUGUCCGUUUGGUGGAUCAAUGGAUUGAACACCCGAAUGUGACUGCGACGAUCAUGGCACAUCUGCCAGGCCAGGAUAGCGGACAUGCUCUUGUCGAUCUGCUUUAUGGCGAGGCAAGUUUUUCCGGAAAGCUCCCUUACACUUUGGCAAAGAACGAGAGCGACUACUCGGUUUACCACGUAUGCAAUCGCACGGACUCGAAUGACACGAGCCCGCAAUGUGACUAUACCGAGGGCGUCUAUAUUGACUACCGCUACUUUGACGAGAAAGAUAUCGAACCGCGUUACGAAUUCGGAUUUGGGCUCAGCUAUACGACCUUUGAGUACUCUGCACUGGCAAUUGAUUCGACCAAACUGAAUGCCGUCACGCAGCCCGGCGGGGAUUUGUGGGAUAUCGUAACAGAAGUCAACAUCGCGGUCACAAAUACUGGACCGGUAGCAGGCGCCGAGGUUGCACAACUAUACAUCGCUAUUCCGAACAGCCCCCCGAAGCAGUUGCGCGGCUUCGAGAAGACACACCUGUCACCAGGAGAUUCGGGGGCAAUACGUUUCGAGUUGACAAGACGUGAUUUGAGUGUCUGGGAUGUGGUGUCGCAGGAAUGGAAGAUACAGGAAGGAAACUACAGCAUUUUCGUGGGAGCCAGCAGUCGGGACAUCAGAUUGACAGGGAAUGUUCAGGUGUAG
Messenger RNA from Truncatella angustata, 2283 nucleotides. Its product is annotated as Cel3e-like protein. The transcript has 6 exons. Gene Ontology annotation, biological process: glucan catabolic process. Lineage: Eukaryota; Fungi; Ascomycota; Sordariomycetes; Amphisphaeriales; Sporocadaceae. Bases 1 to 2283 code for a protein of 760 amino acids. Gene Ontology annotation, molecular function: beta-glucosidase activity. The record is from RefSeq and is a predicted model, not a curated record.